Messenger RNA from Pseudozyma hubeiensis SY62, 318 nucleotides. RefSeq lists its product as hypothetical. The record is from RefSeq and is a predicted model, not a curated record. The transcript is spliced from 2 exons. NCBI's taxonomy places the organism in Eukaryota, Fungi, Basidiomycota, Ustilaginomycetes, Ustilaginales, Ustilaginaceae. The coding region runs from base 1 to 318 and encodes 105 amino acids.
AUGCCGUUCCGACGGUCGCUCGUGGUGGGGUUCGACCCCACCGGUGACCUUUCGGAAAUCCACUUGGCAUCCGGCUCACACCACGUUGCAGCGAGUACAGAUUUUGGAACAGCCGCAAAGUGCACGCAGAUGCAGGGGCAGGAAGGAGGAGCUUCAUUGUCCACCUUUGCAACCGGCAUGCAAUCUUCAGCCCAUGUUCAUGACACAACCCCCACAUCCGAUAGGAAAUCAUCGUCUUCGAUCUGCCGGUCGUGCCGUGCCAGCAGCUCAGUUUUUCCUGCUCUAGGGUAUCGGGUUUUGCUCGCCAUCCGAAGCUAG